This is a messenger RNA of Musca vetustissima, 339 nucleotides long. It is a transcript of the gene LSm3, whose product is annotated as U6 snRNA-associated Sm-like protein LSm3. The coding region runs from base 31 to 339 and encodes 102 amino acids. The record is from RefSeq and is a predicted model, not a curated record. Gene Ontology annotation, biological process: mRNA splicing, via spliceosome; P-body assembly. Gene Ontology annotation, molecular function: RNA binding. NCBI's taxonomy places the organism in Eukaryota, Metazoa, Arthropoda, Insecta, Diptera, Muscidae. Gene Ontology annotation, cellular component: catalytic step 2 spliceosome; U6 snRNP; Lsm1-7-Pat1 complex. The transcript is spliced from 3 exons.
AAAUAUAAUUAUAAGCAUUUAUAGAAAAAUAUGGCCACCGAAGAGGAACAAACUGCGGUUGUUUUGCCGGUCAAGGAACCAUUAGAUUUGAUUCGUCUCAGCUUGGAUGAAAAGGUUUACGUUAAAAUGCGUAAUGAACGGGAGUUAAGGGGACGACUUCAUGCUUUUGAUCAACAUUUAAAUAUGGUACUCGGAGAUGCAGAAGAAACCGUCACUACUGUAGAAAUCGAUGAAGAAACCUAUGAAGAGGUGUACAAGACCACUAAGAGGACUAUACCUAUGCUGUUUGUUCGAGGCGAUGGUGUUAUUUUAGUUUCACCACCAAUGAGAGUGGGUUAA